Molecule: messenger RNA, 630 nt
Organism: Juglans microcarpa x Juglans regia
Lineage: Eukaryota; Viridiplantae; Streptophyta; Magnoliopsida; Fagales; Juglandaceae
Exons: 2
Coding region: 1-630 (209 amino acids)
Molecular function (GO): nucleic acid binding
Source: RefSeq, a predicted model, not a curated record
AUGGGCACUAAGUUAAAUUUCAGCAUUGCUUUCCACCCGCAGACAGAUGGUCAGUCGGAAAGGACCAUACAAAUUUUGGAAGACAAGUUGAGAGCAUGUAUGCUGGAUUUCAAGGGAACCUGGAUACGACAUUUACCAGAAAUCAUACAGAAGACAACAGAGAAGAUUGAGACCAUUCGAUCUAGAUUGAGAGCAGCUCAGAGUCGACAGAAAAGCUAUGCAGAUAAUCGUCGUCGCCAAUUAGAGUUUGAGGUCGGGAAUAAGGUGUUCUUGAGGAUUGCACCCAUGAGAGGGGUUAUGAGGUUUGGAAAGAAGGGCAAGUUGAGCCCUAGAUAUGUCAGGCCUUUUGAGAUUCUUGAUCGGAUUGGACCAGUGGCUUACAGAGUAACCCCACCACCAGCACUAUCAGGGGUACACGACGUAUUUCAUGUAUCUAUGCUAAGGAAGUAUAUACCUGACCCCACCCACAUUAUCGACUACGAGCCUCUUCAACUUCAGGAAAAUCUGACUUAUACAGAAGAGUCGAUGCAGAUUAUAGAGAGAAAAGAACAAGUGUUACGGAAGCGGACUAUUCCAUUGGUUAAAGUGGUAUGGAAUAAUCAUGCUAUCAGUGAAGCCUCUUGGGAAUGA